Messenger RNA from Charadrius vociferus (killdeer), 4461 nucleotides. RefSeq names its product natural killer cell triggering receptor (gene NKTR). The transcript is spliced from 16 exons. Gene Ontology annotation, cellular component: nucleus. Gene Ontology annotation, molecular function: peptidyl-prolyl cis-trans isomerase activity. Gene Ontology annotation, biological process: protein peptidyl-prolyl isomerization; protein folding. The record is from RefSeq and is a predicted model, not a curated record. NCBI's taxonomy places the organism in Eukaryota, Metazoa, Chordata, Aves, Charadriiformes, Charadriidae.
AUGGGGGUGCAGGACCGGCCCCAGUGCUUCUUCGAGAUAGAAAUCAACCGGGAACCAGUUGGUCGAAUUAUGUUUCAGCUCUUCUCAGACAUAUGUCCGAAGACUUGCAAAAACUUCCUUUGCUUGUGCUCGGGUGAAAAAGGGAUUGGCAAAACAACUGGAAAGAAGCUGUGUUACAAAGGCACUACAUUCCAUCGUGUGGUUAAAAACUUCAUGAUUCAGGGUGGGGACUUCAGCGAAGGUAAUGGAAAAGGAGGUGAAUCUAUUUAUGGUGGCUAUUUUAAAGAUGAAAACUUUAUUCUCAAACAUGACAGAGCGUUCCUUUUGUCAAUGGCAAACCGAGGGAAACAUACCAAUGGUUCCCAAUUUUUCAUAACAACAAAACCUGCUCCUCAUCUGGAUGGUGUACAUGUUGUCUUUGGACUGGUUAUUUCUGGUUUUGAAGUAAUAGAACAAAUAGAAAAUCUGAAAACUGAUACUGCAAGUAGGCCCUAUGCAGAUGUACGAGUUAUUGACUGUGGGGUGCUUGUUACAAAAUCAGCAAAAGAUGCUUUGGAAAAGAAGAAGAAAGUAUGUUCUGACUCAGAAGUUUCAGACUCCUCCUCCAGUGCAUCAAGCUCUUCAGAAACUUCAUCUGACAGUGAAGCUGAAAAUGAAAGAAGCAAAAGAAGAAAGCGUAAAAGAAGAGCUAAACCCAAACAAUCGAGAAAACGAAGAAAGGAAGAGAGAAAAAAAGAGGAUCCAAGGUGCAAGCGAACCUCAAACCAAAGACGCCUUUCUGACAAGAGUGAUACAACAGAAAAAGCAGUCGAUGUUAGCACAAAGAGGGACAAACCUGUGGUACGUCCUGAAGAAAUUCCCCCAGUGCCUGAAAACAGAUUUUUGCUAAGAAGAGAUGUGCCUGUUGUCAAUGUAGAGCCGGAACCGAAGCUUCUUGAUUCUACGCCAGUUCUGACUGACCAGAAACCAUCAGUCUCUAAAUCUGGACGAAAAAUUAAAGGAAGAGGCACAAUACGAUAUCACACCCCACCUCGAUCGCGAUCAUGUUCUGAAUCCGAUGAUGAUGAGAGCAGUGAGACCCCUCCUCACUGGAAAGAGGAAAUGCAGAGAUUACGAACGUACAGACCACCUAGUGGAGAAAAGUGGAGUAAAGGCGAUAAGUUGAGUGACCCGUGUACAAGCAGAUGGGAUGAAAGGAGUGCAUCCCGGAGAUCAAGAUCUUGGUCACAUAACGGUUAUUCUGAUCUAGGUACUGCGAGAUAUUCUAGCCAUCACAAAAAGCACCGAAAAGAGAAAAAGAAGGUGAAACAUAAAAAGAAAUCUAAAAAGCAGAAGCAUUUCAAGAAGCACAAGCAAACAAAAAAAAAGAAAACAUCAGCCUCAUCAGAUGUAGAAUCCUCUCAUUCCUUCCUCAGGAGGACAAAAUCAUCUUGUGAUCGUGAGAGGAAAUCUCGUUCUUCUUCAUUGUCUUCCAGACACUCAUCCAGAAGAGAGUGGUCUAAAUCUGAUAAGGAAGACCAAAGCUCAUCAACUUUAUCGAGCAGAGGGACUCGAUCACACUACAGGUCCAGGUCCAGAUCUAGGUCGAAAUCAAGAUCUUAUUCUGGAAGAAGUUCUAGGUCAAGAUCAGCCUCUAAAUCAUCGCGUUCCCGAAGUAGGUCAAGGUCAAGUUCUAACCCUAGGCAGCAGAAGACAGUUUCCAAUUCUCCACGAAAUAUUUCAACACGGUUAAAUGAAAAUAAGUUGAACAAGACUGCUGAGCCUGUAAGAGCAGUUAUACUCCCAAGUGAUAAAGUUGUCGUACCACCAGUUGUCCCAGAAAACCUCCCUGUUAUACCCUUAAGUGAUAGUCCACCGCCUUCAAGGUGGAAACCUGGGCAGAAACCAUGGAAGCCAUCUUAUGAGCGAAUCCAGGAAAUGAAAGCUAAAACAACCCAUUUAAUACCCACACAAACUAAUUACAAUUUAGUAGUCGUUAAAGAGGCUAACACUUCUUCCUCGUAUCGUAAGCGACAAAGGAGUUCAGAUAGCGAUCGAAGCGGUUAUUCCAGAUAUCGUAGUGACAGAAGCUCAGAUAGUUGGCUGAGAUCAAGAAGCAGGUCCUCUCGAAGCAGGUCAUACUCAAGAUCUUAUACGAGAUCUAGGAGUCCAUCUAGCUCUAGGACAAAAUCUCGUUCUUCUGGCAGAUCACCUUCACUGAGUAAAUACCGCAGCGACAGGUCAGGUUAUAGUGAGUCAACAUCUUACUAUUCCCUUAGCGAUGAUGAUAGACACAGAAACAAAAGAAAAUCUGCAUCAAGUGAUCAAAAAGCUCGGUCUCUUAAACUGAGGCAAGAAACGAGCUCUGAAAGUAUUCUCCCUUAUAAGUGUGCAAAAGACUACGAUGAGUCUUCACAAGGAUUGAAAGAGAGUGACAGUUUGUCAUCUUCAGACUUCUCUACUGACAGUGAGCGUUCUGCCAAAACAAAAAGAGUCCAAGAAAAAGAAGGCCGUUUUCAAUUAGAAGAAGAUACUCAGAAACAGGAUAAAAAUAGCUUAAGUUCUGAGAGAGGGGAAGAGAGGUCCAAGUGUGAGCGGGAUUCUGAUCGUGCUAAAAAGAAAGCAGCUAAAGAGAAAUCUUCUGCGCAACCUAAAGGUGGUGCAAAAACCAAACGAAAAUCCUAUUCAGGUAGUAAAUGGGACUCCGAAUCGAAUUCUGAAAGGGGGGAGGCAAGGCAUAACCGGGGAGGUUCCAGACCCUCCUCUAGUAAAGAAGAAGGAGAGGCCACAUCAGGAUCUGAUACAGAGCUUAGCGUUACCAAAAGGAUUAAAAAACAAUCAAAUUCUUCAGAAGGCUUUCUGGAUUCUGAUUGUACGUGGAAGGCAAGCAAACAGUUGUCAUCUUCUGAAUCUGAGAGUUCUUGUUCUAGCUCAACAAACCUCAGAGGAAAGUCAAAAAAACACAAACAUGGAUUGAAAAAAACUCUUAAAAAAUCACAUUCCAAAAAAGCAAAAGAAAAAUCAAAAGGGAAAAAGGAGAAGAAACACAAAGUACAGAAAAGAAAAGAAAUGUUUCACUGGCAACCCCCCCUGGAGUUUGGUGAAGAAGAUGAUGAUGAGAUAAAUGAUAAGCCGGUUACUAAGGACGAUAAAGAAGAAAAGCAGCUUACCGGGGACACGAAGGAUAAAAACCAAGUUUAUGAAAAGGAUGAAAUAGUCAAAGAUAAGAUGGGAAAUGGUGAAAAGUCUUGUGUGGAUGAAAACCUUUUAGGUAAAAACACCGUAUGUGACACCUCACCAGAUCACAGUAAGCCUAAUAGAGAUAGCAUUGAAACAAAUGUUUCAACCACUGUUUUAAGCUCAGGAAUAAAUGUGAUGGCUUGUAAGAAUGAGAUUAAACAAGCUGAAGAAAGUAACCAGAAUGGAUUGGAAGAUGUUAUUCAGACAGAUGACAACAUGGAGAUUUGUACGCCAGAUCGUAACUCACCAGGGAAGGUUGAUGAGGACAUUUUGGCUCCUGUGAUUCUCACUGCUAAACCUCAGGCUUUAAGUGCUAGUAUAAACAAAGAUUUACAGGUUGAGACCCCUGAACAAGAUGUUGUCAAACUGGGAAACAAUAUUGUAGAAUUCAUUAAUAUUAAAGAAGAAAAAGAAACCUUGAGACCAGAAAAUAACUCUGUCCCUGUGUCUAGUGCUAAAGACUGUAGUUUAAAAAGUGAAAUUACUGAAAAUACGCAAAGCAAUAUGAUAGAUAAUAAAUGGAAGCCUUUGCAAGGUGUUGGUAAUUUACAGCCAGCAGCAAUUAGUACUGCUGCAGAAGUUAAGAACAUAGCUUCAGCUCCAGAGCCUAAACCAGCAGGUUUAAGAAUUGAAAUAAAAGCUAAAAAUAAAGUAAGGCCUGGAUCUCUGUUUGAUGAGGUUAGAAAAACAGCACGGCUAAAUCGAAGGCCGAGGAACCAGGAAAGUUCCAGUGAGGAAGAAUCUCCAAGUAGAGAUGACAAUAGCCCGUCCAGGAGUCUCAGUAGGUCACGAAGUAAAUCUGAGUCUAAAUCCAGACACAGAACACGGUCCAUAUCUUACAGUCACUCAAGAAGUCGAUCCCGAAGUUCUACAUAUUCAUAUAGGUCAAGAAGCUAUACAAGAAGCCGAAGCAGAGGAUGGUAUAGUAGAGAUCGGUCAAGAAGUCGAAGUAGUUCCUACCACAGUUACAAGAGUCGUAGUCGAACCUAUAGUAGAAGUAGAUCCAGAAGUAGUUCUUAUGGUCAUCACAGUCGAUCCAGGUCAUACACGUACGAUAGUUAUUAUAGCAGAAGUCGAAGUAGAAGUAAAAGGAGUGACAGCUAUCGAAGAUCCAGAAGUUAUGAUAGGCGAUCCAGGUAUGCAUUUUAAUCUUUUCUUUGUAGGUCUUACGGCUCUGACAGUGAAAGUGAUCGCAGUUACUCUAACAAUCGAAGUCCCAGUGAGAGCAGCAGAUAUAGCUGA